AUGACUUCAGUGUAUGCGUCUAAUCUGGUGGCUGAAAGGGUGGAACUCUGGACGGAUCUCAUCACCAUCCAGCAAACCUUGAGUCUCCAUUCCAAGCCUUGGAUCGUUGCUGGAGAUUUUAAUCAAAUAACUAGUCCUUCAGAACAUUCCUCCCUAUCUGUUCAGGCAAUCUCCAACGGCAUGAUUGAUUUCAAUGAUACAAUUCUUCAGCUUGGACUAUUUGACCUCCGGUUUCAGGGAAUCUUAAACACCUGGUCCAACAAACAACUGGCUUCUCCAAUUGCAAAGAAGUUGGAUCGUGCGCUAGUAAACUUUGAGUGGAUCUCGUCUUACCCUAAUAGCUCUGCUUCCUUUUUGGCACCUGAAUUCUCUGACCAUACCCCCUGCCUCCUGAACCUUGCUACCCCUCUCCCUAUUGCUGGAACCAAACCGUUCAAAUUCUUCAAUUAUCUCACCAAACACCCCCUCUUCCUUACUGCUGUGAGUGAAGCCUGGAUUCUUGCCGGAAUCUCCUCAUCGACUCUCUCGGAACUCAGUUGA
Molecule: messenger RNA, 540 nt
Organism: Brassica oleracea var. oleracea
Lineage: Eukaryota; Viridiplantae; Streptophyta; Magnoliopsida; Brassicales; Brassicaceae
Exons: 1
Coding region: 1-540 (179 amino acids)
Molecular function (GO): catalytic activity
Source: RefSeq, a predicted model, not a curated record